AUGGUCGAAGCAGCUCUACCAAAAGUCAAAAUCUACGCGACAGGGGGAACCAUCGCUGGGGCCAGCAACUCGAACAGCUCGACGGACACUACGCAGUAUUCUGCCGGACAAGUGACCGUCGAACAGCUGCUGCAGGCCGUGCCUCCUCUGAAGGAUAUAGCAAUGAUAGAGUCCGAGCAGUUCACAAAUACGGGCUCGAAUCAGCUCAACACUUCCAUCCUGCUAUCCCUAACCAAGAAGAUCCAAGGUGACCUGGACAGCGAUUCUAAUCUCUCAGGAGUGAUCGUCACAAUGGGAACAGAUACCCUCGAAGAGGCCGCGUUCCUUUUCGAUAGUAUCAUCGACGAUGAACGGCCGAUCGUGGUGACGGGAGCCAUGCGCCCGACCACUUCUCUCUCCGCAGACGGUUCUUUCAAUUUGUUCCAAGCUGUGAGCGCGAGCAUCUCAUCAUCCUCAAGAAAUAGAGGCACGUUGAUCGUUCUCAAUGAUAGGAUCGGCAGCGCUUACUACACUUUCAAGAGCAACACGCGAACACUGGACACUUUUCAGGCACUCGAAGCAGGCUUUCUGGGCACUUUCGCUGGCAUUGAGCCUAUCUACUACUACCAGCCUGCGAGAGCGACUGGUCGGCAGCUUUAUCCCGUAUCGUCCCUGCCCGCCAACAAUAACCUUCCUAGCGUUUCCAUCCUUUACGCUGCCCUCGACCAAGGACCGGCCCAGUUGGACUUUGCAGCGUCGCAAGGAGUGCAAGGUGUAGUGAUUGCUGGAGAAGGUGAUGGAGAAGCGGAUAGGACUUGGCUGGACUCUAUGACCAAGCUGAUGAAUCGGGGUGUACCAGUGAUCACUGCAAGCAGAUCUCCCAGCGGGACCGUUCAGGCAGGAAACAACUUCGGCAACGGGACCACCAGCAUACCUUCCAAAACUUUGAACCCUCAGAAAGCCAAGAUUCUCCUUCAGCUUCAGCUUGCCAAAGCUCCCCUUGACAUGCAGGCUGUCAAGGAUGUCUUCAAGACUGCGUAG
Messenger RNA from Ceraceosorus guamensis, 1020 nucleotides. RefSeq names its product asparaginase. Lineage: Eukaryota; Fungi; Basidiomycota; Exobasidiomycetes; Ceraceosorales; Ceraceosoraceae. The transcript has 6 exons. The record is from RefSeq and is a predicted model, not a curated record. The coding region runs from base 1 to 1020 and encodes 339 amino acids. Gene Ontology annotation, molecular function: asparaginase activity.